Molecule: messenger RNA, 1998 nt
Organism: Striga asiatica
Lineage: Eukaryota; Viridiplantae; Streptophyta; Magnoliopsida; Lamiales; Orobanchaceae
Source: the annotation of a GenBank genome assembly
AUGUCCUUUUUGUGCAUUCCAAUUGAAAAGACUACCUCAGUGAUAGCACCAGAGAGAAGUGUUAGUUCCGUUUAUGCCGCCUCAAGAAAAGUUUCAGGAUUACAACUUACCUUGCCAACUACACCGGAAUCAAGCAGCCAGUCGACUGGGAUGCCAAAUUCCUUGUACCGUGAGACUGCCAUGUCUCGUAAUAACUUCCUCUUGAAGUAUUUUUCCUAUGCUAUAUCACUUUCUUUCCCAAGCAGAACUUAUGAAAAUACCCACUUCGGAUGCCCAAACAAUUACAGAGUUCCACAGAUAAGGCAACAUACCAAGAAUGAGAGCUCCUCAUCCAGCCAGUUCACAAACGCCACCAAAUCGUCCACGUUAUUAAACGAAGCCGCUCGAACUUCGGUCGCCAACGACUGCACAAACUCUGGUGCCCGGUGGACUCUCUCCCCUCCAAUCCCUCUCAGGUGGGUACCCGGCGGCGGAGGUGGCCUGGGCGGCCCUCCGGGAGGUGGUGGAGGUGGCGGCAGGGGAGGCCCGCCCGGGCCCAAACCCAACGCACUCACAUUAGGGCCUGCGGGCCCACCUCCAGAUGGCUUAGGUGGCGGCCUCAGGACCCGCGGAGCCCUCUUCUCGAUCUGCGUGAGCUGCAUCUUGCUAACGACUGCCGAAGAAGAAUCUACCGACAAGUCGUUAGAUUCUCCAGGCGAAGCCACAACCGGUUUCUCCUUGAUGAGCGAGAGUUUCGGGGGCAGGACAGCUUUAACAUUAUCCCCGAAUUUGACAGCCCUCGCCAGCUGGGCCUUCUCCUUGAUCUGCUUCUCCCUCUCGAGCGCCAGCUUGUGUCGGUCCUUGUACGCAGGGUACUUCUCGUCCACCACACCAUCCACUGACAUUGACAUUACCUUGAAAGACGAGGCAAUAUUGUCUUCCUGCUCGCCUGUCCCGAACGACGUGAUAGCCAUCCCAUCUCCCGCGUUCCUCAGCAUGAGUGCCUCCAGAGGGCCCUUAUUGGGCCUGACAGGAGAAGAAAACAGGCCGGGCCCGGGCUCGGGCCCAUCUCUGGGCUUGCUGCCUCCCCACCUCUUGAGCUUGUGGAGAAGCCCGGGUUUUUUGGUGAGCCUGCUGGUAGAGCUGUCGAUGGAAGUGUUGUCCAAGUCCGAGCUGUCGACGGACAUGUUGUCGAAGUUGCUGUCGAGUGUCAGCUCCUCCGCCGCCGCGCUCGGAGCCCGCGUAGUCGAGCAUGAGCUGCUUGGCCCGUUCCUGGGAACGCGGGCUCAGGCUCUUGUUGAGGUCACGGGCCGAGAUUUUGCCUGUGGGGUUUUGGUAGUUGCGGAGUUCGAAGCGGAGGCAGGCGUUGACCCAGCGGAGGUACACGAGCUCCUCGACCUCGCUGAAGCGGUUCAUCUGAAGGCCCUCGACUUGUUUCACAAGGUCCUCGUUCAUGUGGCGCAAGGUGUUGGCUUCUUCUCGAACUUUCGCCACCAUUUCGGUCUAUCGAGAAGACCUUCUUCUCCACCUCCUCUUCUUUCUGAAACGCUUCCUGCUCCUUGGCCCGAAGCCCACUCACUUGCUGCUUUAGCAGCAAAAGCUGGCCUUUGGUCUGCUCGAGCUCUUUUCUGGCUGCAGCCCCUUGAGAAAUCUCCUCCUGAAGCUUUUUCCUCUCGGCCUGUAAAGAGCUUAUCAUCUUUUGCUGUGGCUGAUGAGAAUUUGUCCGUGGGGAGUGGGAAGUCUAUUUCGCCGGAUAAUAGGCUCUCAAAUUCCGGCAAGAGCUCGUCGUCAAAAUCUGAUGGGGUGCUUAGGGAUACUUACAACAACCCCUGUGAGGCCAUUCGUCGAACACCUGACGUCCUCCCUGGACUGACAAAGACAAGGAGUGAAACUUGGGCAAAAAAAGGGGAAGGAAAACAGAUAAUGAAAUGGGCUGGCUUACUUAGAGAAUUAUCUGCUGGAAAAUCCACAGAACAUUCAAAAGAAAAACACUUUGAUAUGGUUCCUGAGACGAGAUAA